Messenger RNA from Centruroides sculpturatus (bark scorpion), 1378 nucleotides. RefSeq names its product carbonic anhydrase-related protein 10-like. The transcript is spliced from 9 exons. Lineage: Eukaryota; Metazoa; Arthropoda; Arachnida; Scorpiones; Buthidae. Bases 187 to 1143 code for a protein of 318 amino acids. Gene Ontology annotation, molecular function: carbonate dehydratase activity; zinc ion binding. The record is from RefSeq and is a predicted model, not a curated record.
AAAGUAGCAUGAGGUGAAGUAACUUAACUUCUUACUAUUAAAGAACGAACACAAAAGGAUAUACAUUUUGCUUUGAAAUCAGUGUAAUUAUUAUCACGUGUUCUCAUGCACUGACGUAAUAGUGCACACCACGUGUACUGGAAAAACAUUUAUUUAUUUAUUUAUUUUUUAAAUGUUAUAAUUGUGAUGUGGCUAUCGAAAUGUUUCUAUGAUAUUAUUGUGAUUGUGGCUUUUUUAUUAGAAUUAGAAGCAAAUUGGGAAGAAUGGUGGACAUAUGAUGGCAUAUCAGGUCCAGAUUACUGGGGAUUACUUAAUCCGGAUUGGAGAUUAUGCAACAGAGGUCGACAUCAAUCACCAGUCGAUAUUGACCCCUCCGUCCUGCUCUACGACCCGACUUUAGGUCCUCUCCAUGUUGAUAGUCACAGGGUCAGUGGCACAAUUUCAAAUACUGGAAGAAGUGUGAUAUUUCGAGUCAAUCCAUCCAACUCGGGAGUCGUUAUUCGAGGGGGUCCUUUAACCUAUCAUUAUAGAAUAACGGAAGCCCAUUUGCAUAUAGGAAGAACUGAUGAACGUGGUUCGGAACAUACUGUUGGAGGACACGCUUUUCCUGCUGAAUUACAGGUUUUCGGAUAUAAUUAUGAUUUAUACGAUAAUAUGUCCGAGGCCCAACAAAGAGCUCAAGGUGUUGUUGGUUUAGCUCUAAUAUUAAAGCUCGGUAAUCUAUCUAAUCCAGAACUAAGAUUCCUGACAAAUCAAGCGAGUAAUAUCAUUUAUAAAGGCCAAACAGCUCAAGUAAAUCACAUUUCCUUUCGAGGUUUGCUACCGAACACUAGCCAUUACGUAACAUAUGAUGGAUCACUAACAAUGCCAGCUUGUCAGGAGACAGUAACUUGGAUCAUUAUGAACAAACCCAUAUAUAUAACGAAACAACAGUUAUAUUCUAUCCGGAGACUGGUCCAAGGAGAAAUUGUAAAUCCUAAAACGACAUUAGCUGAUAAUUUUCGUCCUCCUUUACCUUUAUAUCGUCGUGCUGUACGAACUAAUAUAGUAACAAAAUAUUUUCAGAAAUUUAAAAUGGUUCCUUUAAAUAUUUUAUCAAUCAUCGUCUAUAAUUGUGAGGGGUGGAGCAUUUUAAUGCAGUAAUAUCGUUAUAAGGAAUAAUCCAUUUGAUGUAACGGGUGUGGAUGAAAAUGUGCAAUUAUUAAGAACGAAAUGUUCGAAAAUGUCUUAUAGAAAUGAUCCACCUAUUAAUUUGUCAGUCAAACAUAUCGUAAAGUUCAAAUAAAACAGUAAAACAUUCAAAAAACUUUCGUGUUAAUUAUAUUCAAAUUUUUAAAAUAUAAUUAUCAUUUCUUUUUAUAUUUACUUUAUAUAUAUA